This is a messenger RNA of Manihot esculenta (cassava), 1157 nucleotides long. Its product is annotated as translin. Gene Ontology annotation, molecular function: sequence-specific DNA binding; RNA binding; single-stranded DNA binding. NCBI's taxonomy places the organism in Eukaryota, Viridiplantae, Streptophyta, Magnoliopsida, Malpighiales, Euphorbiaceae. Bases 36 to 935 code for a protein of 299 amino acids. Gene Ontology annotation, biological process: RNA metabolic process. The transcript has 7 exons. The record is from RefSeq and is a predicted model, not a curated record. Gene Ontology annotation, cellular component: cytoplasm; nucleus.
CUGGACUUUCUAGUCAUAAAUUAAAGAGAAACGAAAUGAGAUCAGCGUUUCGAAACGCCUACGUCUCCCUCUCUCGCUCCUUAAACCCUAUCCCCAAGUCCUCCUCCAAUUCCCGCUCUCUUCGUUCCAUCACCGCUUCUGUUUCUCUCUCUUUCUUGCUUUCUUGUCCCCAACACCAGUCCUUUCGCUCAUUCUGCUCCUCUUCGUCAAUGACGGGUGCCGGUGAUUCUCCCGCCCCCAACUCUUCUCCUUCUCUUGAGAAGCAGUUCAAGGAGUUCCGUGUGCAGCUCGAAGAAUCCGGAACUUUGCGCGAGAAAAUUCGGGCGGUGGUGGUAGAUAUUGAGUCCGCCACUAGACUCAUGCACGUUAGCCUUCUCCUUGUCCACCAGUCCCGCCCAAUUCCAGAGGUUUUAGAGGAGGCUAAGGCUCAAAUUGGAGUCCUAAAGGGACUUUACAGCCAACUUGCAGAAAUUAUUCGAGAUUGCCCUGGGCAAUAUUACAGGUAUCAUGGAGAUUGGAGAAGUGAAACCCAGACCGUGGUUUCUCUGAUUGCUUUUAUGCACUGGUUAGAGACAGGAAAUCUACUUGCACAUUCUGAAGCGGAGGAAAAACUUGGGUUGAACAGUUCAGAGUUUGGUUUGGACAUUGAGGACUAUCUUAUCGGUGUUUGUUUCAUGUCAAAUGAAAUGCCUAGAUAUGUAGUGAAUCGAGUGACAGCUGGGGACUAUGAUUGCCCAAGAAACGUGUUGAAGUUCUUGACAGACCUUCAUGCAGCCUUCCGCAUGCUUAAUCUCCGGAAUGAUUUUCUGCGCAAGAAGUUUGAUGGUAUGAAGUAUGACCUAAGAAGGGUUGAAGAAGUAUAUUAUGAUGUUAAGAUUCGAGGUUUGGCAGCCAACGGUGGAACUGCAGACCAAGGAUUGGAAGGUCAAUCAUAGGUUCUAAGUCGCACUGUUACUUUUCUGAUAUAUUAUUUACUUGCAUGUAUUAGUCGUUUGAAGGGAAUGGUUCUUGAGAUUUUGGCGUUCUCAGCCAUUGACUGGAUGACAAUCCGAAAGUUAAGUUUCUUAGCAAAACACACUCUUUGCAUCUCUCUCCCCUUUUUAAAUGUGUGCAUGGCCAACCAUAUAUAAAAAACAUGGGAAAGGAAGUUUUAUGUA